Messenger RNA from Myzus persicae (green peach aphid), 1374 nucleotides. Its product is annotated as signal transducer and activator of transcription 5A-like. The record is from RefSeq and is a predicted model, not a curated record. Gene Ontology annotation, molecular function: DNA-binding transcription factor activity, RNA polymerase II-specific; RNA polymerase II cis-regulatory region sequence-specific DNA binding. Gene Ontology annotation, biological process: defense response; cell surface receptor signaling pathway via JAK-STAT; regulation of transcription by RNA polymerase II. The transcript is spliced from 4 exons. NCBI's taxonomy places the organism in Eukaryota, Metazoa, Arthropoda, Insecta, Hemiptera, Aphididae. Bases 33 to 773 code for a protein of 246 amino acids.
AAGUUUAAUUUAUUAAUUGUAUUUAGUCUCUGAUGGAAGUCAAUGUAAAAUCUUCUCAAGAAUUAGAAAAUAUUGAAAUAAUGCAACAGAUGGAAUUGAUAAGUAACCAUGUAACGCACACAAAUGAAAUCCGCAUGACAAUUCAAUCAGACAUUGAUUCUUUUAAUAUUUUGUAUUCUGAAUGUUCUAAGUGUACUCAACAUCUACAACACAUGAGAAAUCAAAGAAUGAACAUUCCUCAAGGACCCGAAAUUGAACGUAAAUUAAAACAGGAAAAAGAAUUGUACGAAGGACAACUAAAGACUCAAUCAUUAAGUCUUAACAAUGCUCUUUGUGUCUACAUAAACAAACUAAAUGAAUCAUUAAAUUUGCUCAGUCCUGUUCAAGCUCAUAUUAUUGAUAAGGCUUUAAUUCAAUGGAAACGCGAACAACAGUUGGCUGGUAAUGGAUAUAAAUACAUGAAAGAUAUAGAUGUCAUACAAACUUGGUGUGAGAAAUUAUGUGAUCUAAUAUGGAUAACUCGUUCACAAAUUAAAGAAGCUGAUCGUUUCAGAGUGAAUUUGGGCCGUUAUUUUGAAUUACCUCAGUCAUGUGAAAUAAUUAAUACACUUCUUGAUAUGACAACACAGUAUCUUUCAUCGCUAGUGGCAAGUACCUUUGUUAUCAUAACUCAACCACCUCAAGUAUUAAAAACUAAUACAAGAUUUGUAGCUGAAGUUCGUCUAUUAAUUGGAGGAAAACUCAAUAUUCAUAUGACAUCACCUGUGGUAUGAAACAAUUUUUUUAUAUCUAUUUCAAUAGCUCCAUUUUAGAUUCUGAGGAAAGAAAUGAAUAUAUUGAUUUUACAAUGGUGUGUGUUUUUUUUAAAUUUGUGUCUGUACACGGUAAGUAAUCAAAAUAAUGCUGCGAUUGUCAACUUCCGUUAAUUAUUUCCUGUAGAAAAAUGAAUUUAGUUGGUGUAUUCUGGUGAUCAAAAAGGUUAAAAUUCCCAGUAAUUUCUUAAGAAUAUGUUCAUGUACAUAAUUUGUUUUAAAUAGUGACUUUUGACCAUUGUAAUGUUAGAAAAAAGCAUUUAUUGUCAGGUGGAAAGUAAUUUUCCAACGCUUCAACUGGCUUUUUAACAUCUAAAUUUUCAGUGUAGGGGUGACAAAAAAUAAUUUUACUAAAUAUUGAUAGGUUAGUUCUAUGAAAUAGUGACUGCAAAUGACAAAUUUGUGUGAAGUGAAGAUGUUAAGAAAAAAAGUAUGUUUGUUUUUUUUUAAAUCCGUAUUUGUUUUGAGGAGGCUACUCUGCCAUGUGCUGUCUCCAUCUUACAAAUGGGCAUAGCCCAUUCGGCUCCCAAUUUUCCUAAACGGCUCCCGUUUUCAAAAAGGU